AUGAGGACACAAAAGCCCUGGACGUUUGUGGUGGUGUCUGAUGCAGAUGUCAAACACAAGAUCAGAGGGAUCAUUGAGGAGGAGGAGGAAAUAAACUACAAGCAAAGGAUGGGAGACAAGUGGGUCCAUGACCUGAAGAAACUGAGGACAAACUGGGUGAAGGAGUAUUUGGAUGUGGCUCCGGAUCUGAUUCUAGUGUUUAAGCAGACAUGUGGACUUCUCGUGUCCAUUUCCUGCGGCAUUCUGCUGGCUGCUCUGCAGAAUGUGGGGCUGGUUACCGUGACGACCACUCCUCUGAACUGCAGCCCACAGCUCAGGUCCAUCCUCCAGCGACCGGCCAAUGAGAAGCUUCUAAUGCUGCUUCCUGUUGGCUACCCUACAUCUGACGCCAAAGUGCCUGACCUCAAACGCAAGGACCUAAAUGCCUUCAUGGUGACUGUGUGAGAUUAUCAGCUGCUAUAAACAAAUGCAAUGCCAUAAAAAGACCAACUCACAGACCAGUUUUGAAUAUAUAGAACCAAAUGCUAUUCAAAUCAGACCAAAUGUUCUCAUCUUACUGCUUUACUUUUAUUAUACCUUACCAUGAAUUUGGAUGUUACAGUAAUAGUUUACAUGAGGACACGGUUCCUUUCACAUUCUGCAUGGCUC
This is a messenger RNA of Sinocyclocheilus grahami, 648 nucleotides long. Its product is annotated as iodotyrosine deiodinase 1-like. The record is from RefSeq and is a predicted model, not a curated record. Gene Ontology annotation, molecular function: oxidoreductase activity. Gene Ontology annotation, cellular component: plasma membrane. NCBI's taxonomy places the organism in Eukaryota, Metazoa, Chordata, Actinopteri, Cypriniformes, Cyprinidae.